Messenger RNA from Drosophila arizonae, 3600 nucleotides. RefSeq names its product integrin alpha-PS3-like. Gene Ontology annotation, biological process: cell-matrix adhesion; cell-cell adhesion; integrin-mediated signaling pathway. The record is from RefSeq and is a predicted model, not a curated record. NCBI's taxonomy places the organism in Eukaryota, Metazoa, Arthropoda, Insecta, Diptera, Drosophilidae. Gene Ontology annotation, molecular function: integrin binding. Gene Ontology annotation, cellular component: integrin complex; external side of plasma membrane.
GCAGCAAUAGUUGCUAUUCUGUGUGCAUCGUCGGGCAUUGUGCGUUGUGCCUUGUGCGUGUGUGUGAGUGUGUUUGUUGCUGGGUGGCAGUUGUGAUAAUAUAUUAUCAGCCGUAGCAUAAACCCGUUUAACAUUUAAAGUUUCACAUUUAUUGAUUGCAUCAAUUGCAACGCUUUUCGUUUGAAAGCCAUGGCUUGGCAAGGUCGAGAGGUGGUGCUGGGGCUGUUGCUGGCCGCCGCCUGUUUCGCUGGCAGCGCUUGCGCCUACAACUUGUCGCCGCGCCCCAAUAGGGAGAUCAGAGAUCCACAAUUCGCCACGGCGAUGCCGAAAGUGCGUGCGUCAUAUUUCGGUUUCAGCCUCAACCUGAGACCGCACGGUAUUUUUGUGGGCGCACCGCAGGCUCAGUCGACGCUGGAGGCGCAGCGCAAGGUCAAUGAGACGGGCGCCAUAUACAAGUGUUCGCUGCUGAACGGCACCUGCAGUCCAUAUGUGUUCGAUGGCAACGGCAAUCGGAACAUCGAGAAUACGGAAUACACAUGGGACUCGGAGCGCCGGGACUUUCAGUGGCUGGGCGGCUCCAUGGACGGCGGCACUCGGGACGGGGACAAGCUGCUGGUGUGCGCGCCGAAAUUCAUAGCGCCCUCGUCGAAGGAUUAUCAUAUGCAUGGCAUAUGCUACUGGGUGGCCGAUACGCUCGCCGAUCAGCCGCAGAAUGUGACGAGGAUCUCGCCGUUGCGCCUGAAGACGGAGCAGGUGAAGGAGGACAACGAUCAUCGAUAUUACUUCUAUAUCCUGGCGGAGGAGGGACUCAGUGCCCAUGUGUCGGACGACGGCGAGCAGUUCCUGAUCGGUGCCCCGGGCAUCUUUACGUGGCGCGGCUCAGUCAUCCGCUAUCGCAAGGUCACCCAGGUGGACGAUCCGUCAGCGAGUCGUCGUGACACGAGUAGUCAGAAGCGACGCAAGACACGCGACAGUGGCGACUACAUCGACUAUGCCCCGGAGGUGUACUACAAGACGGACAUACCAAACCCAAAGAACUGGGGCCAGUCGGAUGACUCAUACUUCGGCUACUCAGUGGGCUCCGGCCACUUCGAUAGCACCAAGCUGAAGCGCCUGCUCUACGUGGCCACGGCGCCGCAGGCCAACGAGCAGUCGGGCGAGGCGUAUAUCUUCGAUAUACACGGCUCGAAUAUCGAAUUGUUUCACAUCUUUCGCGGCGAGCAGUUCGGGGAGUACUUUGGCUAUGCGGUGCUCGCCGAGGAUCUCAACGGAGACAACCUAACGGAUGUGGUCAUCUCUGGCCCACAGCACGCGGUCGAAGACUCGCACGAUAAUGGUGCAAUCUACGUGUUCGUGAACAAGGGACGGUUCAAUUUCGAGAUGAAGCAACUGCUCUGCCCGCCGCCUGUGACGGCCAAGGCACGUUUUGGCACCACGCUCACCCGACUGGGCGACAUUAAUCACGAUGGCUAUAACGACAUUGCUGUCGGUGCUCCAUUUGCAGGCAAUGGAUCCGUCUUUAUAUACCUGGGCAGCGAGUCGGGCCUGCGGGAUAAGCCCAGUCAGCGCCUGGACUCGCCCCAGCAGCAGCCCUCCAAGUAUGGCCAGCACAUGUUCGGGCAUGGGCUUUCACGGGGCUCGGAUAUCGAUGGGAAUGGCUUCAACGACUUUGCUGUGGGUGCGCCGAACGCUGAGGCCGUCUUCCUCUAUCGCGCCUAUCCCGUGGUCAAGAUCUUGGCCUCCGUGCGCUCACAGAAUCGAGAGAUAAAACCAGAUCAGAACCGUGUCCAAAUCACGGCCUGCUAUGGACUCUCGACUACAGCGAAGGGCAGCUCUGCCCAGCAGCAGGAAAUCGCCAUGAAACUUGUGAUUGAUGCGCAGCUGAAGCGUGCCACCUUUACGCAGUCGCAGUCCAGUGAGCUGAGCUUCAAUGCCACGGCGGGCACCACGCAACAGUGUCGGGUCUUCGACUGCGAGGUGCGCUACAGCGAAAAGGACAUAUUCCAGCCCAUUGAGCUGGAGAUGCACUAUGAGCUGACGCAGAAGGUGCCAGACUCGGAGGUAUUCUGUGACACCUGUGUGGCUGUGGAUCCAGAUGAUCCAAAGGUCUACUCGGAGAAAAUCAUCUUCAGCACGGGCUGUGCCACAGACGUUUGCAUAGCCGAUCUAAAGCUGACUGCCAAGGACUUCAGUCCGAGCUAUAUUCUGGGCAGUGGCAAAACCCUCCGCAUCAACUAUGAGGUGACCAACAAUGGAGAGACGGCCUAUUUGCCACAGCUGAAUGUGACGAGCUCGAGUCGCUUGAACUUCGCUCAGAUUCCUGGCAACUGCAAGGUCAGUGAUGCGGUCAUGGUCUGUGACUUGAAUCAAGGCAGACCUUUGGGCAAGGGCGACAAGAGUAGCAUUACCAUUAGCUUCGAUGUGAGCAGCCUGACCGGCAAAGCGCUGACCAUCAGCGCCGAGGUCUUCAGCACUGGCCACGAGCAGAACCCCAGUGACAAUAAGCUGGUUAGUCUGAUUGCCCUUAAGGAGUACACGGAAAUCGAUGCAUCGGGGGGUCAGACCAAUGAGGCCAUCAAUCUGGAGCACUAUAAGAACUCGGCUGUGAUUGUCAACAACUAUGAGAUCAAGAGUAAUGGCCCCAGCAAUGUGGACGCCCUGGAGCUAGUCUUCCAUAUUCCAGUUGCCUAUAAGCUAGCCACUUCCACCAUACCCAUUAUCAAUGUGGGCAACAUAACCAUGCAGGCUACGUACGACGCGCAGCUGGUCGCCAUCGAGCUGCUCGACCCGAACAACACGCAGAUUAUUAUGAAUCCCAUUGAGAUCUCAACGACGCGCACGAGCAAGCACACAGAGCGCGUCGUCGUUAGUCAGAAUGGAGCUCAGUACGAUAUCAGCAGCAGUGGUCACACAGAGCAGAGCUGGCAGGAGUUGGAUUCGGAUUCAGUGGCCACUGCAUCCAUGACGCGCAAGCGACGUGACCUGAAGGCCUUGACAGCCAACCGCGAGCAAUAUGCACGCAUUUCGAACGUCAAGGCGCAUGAGCUGCUCAGCGAGGACUUCAAAGGCAAGUUGCCAAUGAAUCGCACCAUUGUCUUCAAUUGUCGGGAUCCGGAGAUAACCGUUUGCCUGCGCGCUGUUAUGCGUGUCUACAACUUCAAGCCAGAGAAGCCGAUCAAUUUGAAUAUGCGCUACAGCGUCGAUCUGAAUGAGGUGAAUGCGAUUCUCAUCGAUCCCUUGGAGUUCUUUGCCAUCCUCAUCGAUUUGAGCGUGCGCAAAGAGGGCGAUCCCACGGGCAGCUCACUUUUAAUUAGACGCAAAAUCGAACCGAAUGUCAUAUCUAAGCAUCUGGUAACGAAGUCCCUCAUCUGGAUAAUAAUUCUCUCGGUACUAGGCGGCCUGGUGAUUCUGGCUGCCUUUACCUAUGGCAUGUACAAGCUUGGUUUCUUUAAUCGCAAAAAGCAUGAGUUCGACAAGCUGACGCAACAGGGCGCCGUGGAGCCCGAGGAGGAGAACCUUAACAGUGGCAAUAAUUAAGCUCAACAUAUUGUGAUCCAUAUUGCUAAGCUAUAGACAAGUACAUCACAUCACGAUAAAAGC